Arachis stenosperma is the source of this 2547-nucleotide messenger RNA. RefSeq names its product protein FAR1-RELATED SEQUENCE 5-like. The transcript has 6 exons. NCBI's taxonomy places the organism in Eukaryota, Viridiplantae, Streptophyta, Magnoliopsida, Fabales, Fabaceae. The record is from RefSeq and is a predicted model, not a curated record. Bases 1 to 2547 code for a protein of 848 amino acids. Gene Ontology annotation, biological process: regulation of DNA-templated transcription.
AUGUCAGGUAUAUUUACGGACACUGAGAUGAAUGAGCAAUACCAGGAGGAUGAUGACUUUAACCAACAAGAAGAGCUAUUAAGUGACCAAGAUAUGAUGGAUGAACAGAACGAAUUCGAACAAGAUUUCAGAGAUGAAUUUACCGAGGGAGCGUUUAUUUCUGAAUCUGAUAUGUCAGAUUAUAUCGUUGAAGCCGCUUAUGCGGUUGACUCCGUGCAAGAUAUUACAUCUUUGAAAUUUAGUGAGAAUUUUACGGAGGAAAUUGGCAAAUACCACUUUUCUACUUUGCAGCUUGCAUUUGAUUUUUAUAUGAAGUACUCAAAGUCGAAGGGCUUUAGUGCAAGGAAGAGCAAGACCUUCAAGAAUAGUAGUUGCGAGAUUUACAGACAAAUGUUUGUAUGCCAUAGGCAAGGAUUCAGGAUGGAAAAAUAUUACACGAUGGAAAAAAGGAAGAAGGAGCCUAGAUUGGAAACAAGAACUGGAUGUAAAGCCCGAAUGGAUGUUAAAUUUGUACCAGAAAGUGGAAGGUGGCAUAUCUUUUAUUUCUCUGACGAACACAACCAUGAUCUAUUGGAUACACAAUUCAGUGCUAUGUUGCCUGCCCACAGAAAAAUGUCAGAGGCAGAUAUUAUGCAAAUGAUGAACAUGCUAAAGUCAGGGAUCAGCACCUCACAGAUAUUUGGUCUUCUAGCUAGUCAAGCAGGCGGGUACGAAUUUGUUGGCUAUGGUCCCAGAGAUAUGUACAAUGAGAUUGCUCGGCAAAGGCGUCAAAUUCCUGGAGAUGCAGCACGAGUGUUGAAGAAGUUGGAGGAUAUGCGGUUGAAGGAUCCACAAUUAUAUUUUAAGGCAUGUCACGAUUCAAGAGGUUUGUUACGUAAUUUGUUCUGGUCUGAUGGGAUUAGCCAACUAGACUACCGACUCUUCGGGGAUGUUAUUGCUUUUGAUGCUACGUACAAGAAGAACAAGUAUAGUUGUCCAUUAGUAAUAUUCAGCGGGGUUAACCACCACAACCAAACAAUUGUUUUUGCUGCUGCGUUAAUUGCGGACGAAACUACUGAUACAUAUGUUUGGCUCCUGCGUCAGCUCAUGUUUGCAAUGAGGGGCAAGACCCCGACCUCAAUCAUAACUGAUGGGGCCAUGGCUAUUAGGAAUGCAGUGAGAGAUGUAUUUCCCGAAGUCAGACAUAGAUUAUGCGCUUGGCACCUUAUUCGAAAUGCAACUAGCAAUGUUGGAAAUCCAUCGUUUACAUCUAAAUUUAGAAAAAUCAUGACAGGAGACUACGAGAUUCCCGUGUUUAAGCGUAAGUGGGUUCAGCUUAUUGAAGAAUUUGGCAUUGAGGAUAAGCCCUGGGUGAUCAACAUGUACGAAGAGAAGCAUAUGUGGGCUACUGCAUAUCUAAGAGAAAAAUUCUUUGCUGGCUUUAGAACUACAUCAAGAUGUGAAGGUUUACACUCAGUUGUGGGAAGGUAUGUGGGGUCGCGGUAUGAUUUGACAAGUUUUGUAGAGCAUUUUCAAAGGUGUGUAGCACACAUGCGCUUUAACGAAUUUAAUGCUGAUUAUGAAUCUACACGUAGGGUGCCCGUCAUGCAAACUUGUAUAGAGCUGCUAGAGAGAUAUGCUGCUGAGUUAUACACUCAUGAGAUAUUUCUUUUCUUUCGGCCAUUUCUCUCCAGAGCUGGAUCAAUGCGGGUUCUGAACAUAGAUAAUACCGAUGAUUGCAUAAAGUACAUUGUGUUUCUGGUUGACAGAGACAUCCGUGAGAUUCCCCGGUCAUUGGUAUUGGAUAGAUGGACAAAAAAGGUUAAAUCAGCACUCAAUGAUCCAAGUGGGUUCACCAGGGAUGCUGUUGCUAUUAGUCGUCAAAGUGCUUUGGUGGAAUUUUGUAAACAACUGGCUGCUGUUGCUGCUAAAGCUGCAGACGAAGGAGAUAAUCAACCUCACUCAGGUGUAGCUAGAAGUAGCAAUCAGUAUGUGCAUCCAACCACUGGAGGCUCGGGACAGCCAUCUAAGAAGAAGAAGCGGCAACGUUGUAGUGUUUGUCAAAUGGAAGGACAUAAGAAGACAACAUGUCCUUGGCAAAAGGACAUUGACAACAACGUUAUAGAAAAUGAAGCAAUCGGUUCGGACGAUGGCGACAUGUGUACCGAAGCGACGGCUGAAACUCUGAAGCAAAGGAACCCUAGCCCUCCAUCGUCGCCGCCGUUUCCAGUUCCUCAGCGCCGCCGCCGUCUCCAGUUCCUCAGCACCGCCCCUUCUUCCUCUUCCCCGUGUCCGGAACCCAUGCUGCCGCCGUCCGUCCUGUCGGCGCCGUCCGUGGCCUGGCCUUCUCUUGUAGCUCGGCGUCCUGCUUUCCCGUCAUCCGUCCAACCUCCGUGGCUUCUUUGUUUUGUUGGCUUGGAGCAACUUGUUGCCGUAUCGCCGCUCGCCGUCGUCUCCCGGGUAGCCGUCCACUCCCUGGUCGCCGUCCGUGCCUCCAUCGAAGGAAAUUAUUUGACGUAUACAAGAAUUAAGAAGGAAGAUUAUCCCAACAGCUACUCUGUUGAUUGA